Eimeria maxima is the source of this 1251-nucleotide messenger RNA. RefSeq names its product cytosol aminopeptidase, putative. The record is from RefSeq and is a predicted model, not a curated record. Gene Ontology annotation, molecular function: metalloaminopeptidase activity; manganese ion binding. Gene Ontology annotation, biological process: proteolysis. The transcript is spliced from 5 exons. The coding region runs from base 1 to 1251 and encodes 416 amino acids. Gene Ontology annotation, cellular component: cytoplasm. NCBI's taxonomy places the organism in Eukaryota, Apicomplexa, Conoidasida, Eucoccidiorida, Eimeriidae.
AUGGACUUCAAGGGAGAUGCAGGGUCUUGUGUAUGUGUACGUGUCUCCUCUUAUAAUAAUCCUCGUUAUUUAGGUAUAAUAGGUUAUGGAGAAAAGGAGACAAUAGAUUCUGCUGCUGCUGUUGCUGCUGCUGCUGCAGCAGCAAUAAAGGAGAGACCUAAGGCACGAUCUAUUGGGCUAUUUAAGGGUACAGCAUCAAAGACAACAACAACACCACAAGUAGAGAGAUUAACUUUAUUUACUAUUGAUAAAGAAAGAACACAAAAAGCUCUUGAGGCUGCCCUCCGUGUUGCCUCUGGUGUACAUAUAGCUCGCCAAUUAGUAAAUGCCCCCGCUAAUUAUUGUACAACUGUUACUCUUGCUAAGGCAGCAGAGGCUAUUGCUAAAGAGGGUGGUUUAGAGUGUAGAAUAUUAAAUAAAGAAGAAAUAGAAGAAUUAGGGAUGGGUUGUUAUUUAGCAGUAGCUAAAGGAUCAAUGUAUCCUCCUUUAUUUAUUCAUUUAAUAUAUAGAUCUAAGGAUUGUCCUCCUGCUGCUGCUGCUGCUGCUGCUCCUGCUGCUGCUGCUGCUGCUCCUGCUGCUGCUGGUGCACCUACAACAGCAGCAACAGCAGCAGCAGCAGCAGCAGGAGCAGCAGGAGGAGGAGGAGGAGAUAGAGAAGAAGGAGACCAAUCAUCAGACCCAUCAUAUAAUAGCGGAUCUCCAGGAGGAACAACAGCAGCAGCAACCCCAUCAGCAGCAGCAGCAGCAGCAGCAGCAGGAGCAGCAGGAGGAGGAGAAAAAAAAAUAAAAAAAAUAGCACUUAUAGGAAAAGGACUUACCUUUGAUAGUGGAGGGUACAACGUAAAAAGGGCAGAAACUUCAAUAGAGAUGAUGAAGUUUGAUAUGUCUGGUGCUGCUGCUGUAUUAGGUGCUGCUGCUGCAGUUGCUGCUGCUGCACCUAUAGGGUGUAUAGAGGUACAUUUUCUUGCUGCUGCUGCAGAGAAUAUGAUUAGCCAAUCUGCAUAUAGACCAGGAGAUAUUAUACAAUCAUCUAAUGGUAUUACUAUUGAGGUAGGUAAUACAGAUGCAGAGGGGAGACUAACAUUAGCAGAUACAUUAGUAUAUGCAGAGGAGACACUGCAUGCAGAUAUUAUUAUAGAUAUAGCUACUCUUACUGGUGCAUGCAUUGUUGCAUUAGGAGACACUUAUGCAGGUCUAUUCUCUCCUGAUGAUCAACUUGCUCAACAAAUCUUACAAUGGUAUACCCUAUAA